Molecule: messenger RNA, 2541 nt
Organism: Penicillium robsamsonii
Lineage: Eukaryota; Fungi; Ascomycota; Eurotiomycetes; Eurotiales; Aspergillaceae
Exons: 4
Coding region: 1-2541 (846 amino acids)
Source: RefSeq, a predicted model, not a curated record
AUGGGUCGACAGGCUUAUUUGAACCGGCUCGCUUUGGGCCGGUCCCCAUACGAAGCUCCCGAUAAUGCGACUGUUGAUCCCUCCAAUCCAGUCCGACGGAUCUCCAGUGUUUAUGCAGACAAUUACAUGCAGCAAUAUGAUACCCGAGGUCACCCUGUUAAUCCCGAGUCCAGAACCCUCGGAAAAGAACUCCGGAGAGCAAAGAAUGAUAUCCUUUCAACGAUGGGGAUUGUCGUCAGUGGAGAAGAUCGAAACUCUGGUAUCCCCAAUGAGCAGCAAAAGAUCAACCAGAUUGCGAGUGAAAAUGACUUCGGACUCGUCAUAACAACUUUCGAUCAACUGUUCAUCUUUUUUGGUACCUGGUGGACCUCUUCAGUCACUGGUCGAGUACAGACUUACCGGCAUUAUGCCAAUUCCGCAUUACUCAAUGUCAUACAGGCCGAGAGAGACACCGCAGGCAUUCUUAGCUUCUAUUUUGCAGGAAUUCCUGCCUGGGCAAUGUCCAGUGGGUUGGCUAUAGCUCGUGAGACCCCGCUGAAACGGGUGUUUGUCUCUCUCCGGGACUAUGCUCAGUCUUUGACAGGCGACUCACUCGGUGUUCGUUCUCUGUUCGGGCUUCUAUACACAUUGGCGAGAAAUUCUGUGCUCAUGUUGUCUAUGGAGUUCUACAUGUACUCCACACUCCAAUCUCUUUCCCUUGUAUCUCCGUAUGGCAUUCCCGGCGCGCAAUUUCUGCUUCCCUUCGGCAAAGAAUCUUUGUUGCAGCUGCCACCCUUGCCCGCUGAUUUCUCCCCUCACUCACUGGGGACAUCGCUUGUGCAAUUGUUGACCUCUCCUGGCGCUCUAGUGUUCCUAUAUGGCUACUACUUGCGACCGGAGCUUGAAGAGCGUAUUUAUCGGUUGAUCAGACGACACCUUCCUAAGCCAUCUCUUCCCGAUGAACUCUCAGUCCGCGUUGCCUUUGAAGAAAACCUGAUAGAGUGGGUAGUGCCUACACUGGGCCGCAGAUCAGACGAGGAAUUACACCGGGGCAAGCUUACACUAUUCGAAGAUAUCAAGUUUGAACUAGCCGUUUUUCGAAGAUGGGUAUCAUCGCUUUUUGGAUUGAGAUCGAACCAAUCGGCAGAGCAGCAAGCUCUCCGGACCUUUAGAGACGAGAGGAUUGAAAACCUACGCAAUUCGAUUGAGCUGUUGCAAAAUGAACUUGACGGAAUCAAUUUUGUUGCUGAAGAAGGACCAAAUGACUCCGUGCCUAGACCGCCGGGGAUCACCCCCGAUGCCCAGGUUGCCGCUCUUGCAUCACAAGCACGAUCACGGUCACAGGAUGGAACUGAAUCCACACAUUUGACUCAGGCAGAAUCGGUAAUUGGGUUGAAUCAAGUGCUUACAAAUGAAAAUCGUAUGUCUCAAUCGCCUGGGGAAAUGAGCAAUGACUAUUUCUCCGAGAUGGCUACUGCUGGACAAACGAGUCGUCUCUCGGCCACCUCAACCCCGCAGGACCAAAUAGCCCCUUUGCGAGAUAACGAGGACUUUGCUAUGGACAGAGAAAACUCACGAUCUAAUACCCUCUUUUCUCCCCCAUCGUCACCAGAAACAUCACCUCCUACAUCGCCUCGUGUAAGAGCAUCCUUGAUUCACCAGAGCUCUGACGUUAUCACGAUGCAGCUUGAGUUGCUGAGCAAUCGGAACCGUCAUCCACAGAUCCAAGCUUCAAGUCCUGCCCAGCUGAAUGCACUAUCGGGCAGGAAUAUAUCAGGAUCAAAUGCGAAUCCAGAGGCCAUGGAUAGACGAUCCAUAGCCGAGUUCCUCGAAGCUCUCAUCUUGAGUCAGGCCCAGCGGCAGGUGCAGCAGCCCCUAGCAGCAGCAGAUACGGACGGCCUCUCAAGUAUCACUGCCGGACAAUCCAAUACAACGCCCCAGGACUUGGAUGCCCCUGAACUAGACCCUCAAAUUCCGGCCCCAGAAACCCAAGCCACCGACGCUCCAACUUUAGAGUCAAUUGAGGAAGCACUAGGGUCCAUCGUUCCAAAUAUUCUCCCAGAUGGCGUGGAAGAACCAAACGAUGAAGAGCCCUCCAAUGGACCAAACCCUGUCGCAGAUACAGACCACAAUGAAGAUACCCAAUCCGACACCCUCGUCCAGCCAAUUCUACCAUCUUCUCUUAUCCCCGGACAACCGACAAACACAUUGUCGCAGGUCCACCGUGUCACCCUUCUUUCGGCAUACCCUGUGGACUCACUCGCAUCUCACCUUGCUGCUGCAAUCAGCGGCAUCAUACUCGCGCCCCUUGAAGCACUCUACCUUCGCUCAUUGACCCGAUCCUGGAUCAUAUCACACCCGUCCUCUGUUAUCCGUCUCUCAGAUGUCCAUCCGUUGGGUCUUUGGUUUGGCGGGAGAACUUGGCCAGAUAUAUGUGCCUAUUCCUUCCGGCUCGUACUCAUGAGAGGAAUGCAAGUUGCGAUGAGAGCGGGGAUUUGGGGGUUUCUGGUGGGCUCGACAAUGAGGAUAGGGAGGAACUUCUGCGGCUGGGGAACCUUGUGA